This is a messenger RNA of Hyaloperonospora brassicae, 1860 nucleotides long. The record is from the annotation of a GenBank genome assembly. Lineage: Eukaryota; Oomycota; Peronosporomycetes; Peronosporales; Peronosporaceae.
AUGGGCCUCUUGCGUUCCGUGGCGACUGCAGCGGCGUCUGUGCUCCUCCUCAGUCUCCCAACUACGUCUCCAUCGGUAGCUGUCGCAUCAACGGGUGUGGACCGCGUGCACCGCGUCGCCAUACGCGUCGUCUAUCGCGCGUUUUGUCCUGCGUGCCAAUGGUUCAUUGGGAACCCGCUGCUGGAGCUCGUGCGGGCAGAGGACUACCGUGCGAUCGUCAACUUGACCCUGGUCCCAGUCGGAGGAAUGCGGGAGACAAAACAAGGAGAAUUGGCGUGUGAGGCCGGACCGCUCGAAUGCACGGGCCAUCGCUGGCAGGUCUGUGUGCUUGACAGGAACCGUGAUGACAUUGUCAAGUAUAUUGCGCUACUUGCGUGCAUCGAAGGCGACGAGUCAGGCAAAGAAGGCGAUUGGCCGACAAAGAUGAAGCACUGCGUCACCGACGAAGAACAUGUUCGGAUUGACGAGUGCUACAAAAAUCGUAGCAUGGAUUUGCUACUCAAGUUGGUUCGUGAGAAACGGCCUGGAAGCUCGCCUUGGUUGCCACACACGGCUGUGAACGAAAACGUGCUCGGGUCGGCAACUGAAGGGGUCUCGUUGAAGAUGCUUAAGACGAGCAUUUGUUUGGCAUACGCAGGACCCGCAAGCUUCUAUCCUGUGGGUUGCGAGAAGCUCGUCGGUAGGCAGAAGCGAAUUGUGUCUGAAGAUACAACAACGCACAACAAGAACCAAUAUAUGGUGACCGCUGAAACAACGUCCGAAGCCAUACCAGCGCCUGUAAAGAAUGUGGAGAACACAGUAGUCGAAGAACCCGUCAUUGCAGAUGGAGGUGACAGUGUUGUCGCAGACGCGAAAGAGGAAGGAAGAGCCAUCGCUCUUCUCGCGCAUACGUCUGCAACGACCAAAGUAGCAGACAGCGCUGUCGCAGACAUGAAAGAGGAAGGGAGAGUAAUCGCUGCUUCCGCACAUACGUCUGCAACGACCAAAGCAGGCAAGGUGGUGGUAGACAUGUACUGGCGAGCUCUUUGCCUUGGUUGUGUUUCGUUCAUCACGAGGCCGCUACUAUCACUUGUUCGGGACAAAGAAUUCCAGGAGAUCAUCGACUUUCGCCCAGUGCCCGCUGCUGGAACGUCUUAUGACGCAAAGGGAAAGUUUGUGUGUACUUCUGGCAACUUGGAGUGCCAGGGACACAAGUGGCUGAGCUGCGCCGUCGAGGAGUUCCCACAAAUCGGAGAGUUGGUCGAACAUAUUGCUUGUAUGGAAAGUAAGGAUAACAGUGGCAUGACGUGGAAAUUUAUCAUCCAUCGCUGCUUUGAAGGCGAAGCGCAAACGAAGAUGCAAUCAUGCUACGAUGUAAAGAGCGACGAGCUCUUGCGAAAGAAUGUGGCAAAGAAGCAGGCGCUGCAUGUUCCUUGGGUGCCAUACGUCCUUAUCAACGGGAUACCGUUGGGCAGCUCUACUCAUGGAGUUGGCUUGAAGCAGCUUACGGAUGCCGUGUGCAGGGCGUAUACGGGACCUGAGAAUUUGCCGGCGGCAUGCUUGUCCAACCGGCUACGUAAUGAGGCUGAGGCAAAGCUGCCGGCUGAAGGCGACGUAGUCAAGCCGUGUCCUCCGAAACGGAUAAAUAGCGGCGACACUAGAGCGCAGCACGAAGAUGCACCGGGCAUCGGCAAGCCACUUCCAAGUGAACGAGAGGCCAAAGCUGUCAAGAACUAUGGGGCUAAGGUCACGGGAGGCAGACAGGCCGACGAUGGCAAAUCGUCGGCCACAGUUACCGCAAUUGUCCUGCCUGGUCUAUGCUUUGUCGGACUUGUUGUCAUAGCGCGACGAUUAUCACGCAACCAUAAGAAAAGCGCGUGA